CAGCGAUCGCCAAUGCGCUGUGUCUCUCGGACACAGUGGAUCACAGGAAAGAGCCGAAGAUGUCGGCUCGGUCAUGUGAUCAGCUGUGUCCAAUCACAGCUCAUCACAUGGCACUGAUGAUCAGUGUGCCCUGAUGAUCAGUGUGGCCCAAAAAGUGCCACCAGUCAGUGUCCAUCAGUGCUCAUCAGCGCCACAUCAAUGCCACAUAGUGCAUAUCAGUGCCCAUCUGAGCUGCCUUUCAAUGUCACCCAUCAGUGCCAGUCAGUGCCGCCUAUCAGUGCCAGUCAGUGCUGCCUAACCGUGCCAGUCAGUGUCGCAUAUCAGUGUCAUGUAUCAGUGCUGCCUUUCAGUGCCCAUCAGUGCAACCUACCAGUGCCUCCUCAUCAGUGCCCAUCAAUGCCACCUAUCAGUGUCCAUCAGUGCAGCCUCAUUAGCGCACAUCAGUGAAGGAGAAAAAUCACUUAUUUACAAAAUUGUAUAA
Staurois parvus is the source of this 481-nucleotide messenger RNA. NCBI's taxonomy places the organism in Eukaryota, Metazoa, Chordata, Amphibia, Anura, Ranidae. The record is from the annotation of a GenBank genome assembly.